This is a messenger RNA of Funneliformis caledonium, 906 nucleotides long. NCBI's taxonomy places the organism in Eukaryota, Fungi, Glomeromycota, Glomeromycetes, Glomerales, Glomeraceae. The record is from the annotation of a GenBank genome assembly.
AUGUCAGAAGAAGAAAGUGAAGUAGGUCCAAGAAAUGGUAAUGUCGAAGUGAUAAAGAGCUCGGCACAUAGAAUCGAAUACGUUUUGCAGAAUUACCCAAGUUUGCGAGAUCAAAUCGAGCAGAUGCUUGAUGGAAACAAGAAUGAAAUUAAUAACAAUAAACGCUGCUCUCCAUCUCGAAAUAUUCACCCAAUAAGACUGCAAUCCUUAAACGACGUUGUUAUAGACGAUGAUGCCAAUACCAAAACCAAAAAUAAGGGAUUACCUUAUUUUGUUCCAACGAAAUCUGUUGUUACCCAAGUUGCUAAUUUAACAACCAAACCUGCCUUGCCGCCUUUUAGCGCAAUAAUGGAAGUAUCGUCGAAAGACGAAGCACCGGAUGAUGAAAACCAUUUGACAUUACCAACUCCCUAUAAUAUGUUCAAUAGGAAGUCAGUGUCAAUGUCAAUCUGUAGCUCUUCACUAGGAACUCAGUUGUUGCUUCCUGCGCCUGCGGAUAAUUCAUUAGACGAUUUACAAAAGUCCUUGAUUUCCAGCUCAUAUCAACAACAUCUCGAAGGAAAGUUACCGCUAAAUACCAAAAAUUAUCCGGAACAUGGGAUAAAUUUAUAUGAGAUGUUUAGAACAAAAAAUGAAGAUACUUGUACAAGGAUUUCGUUACCUUCACCACCUUCGCAUUUUUCUUUAUCGUCGUCGCCACGUUCAACGUGUACAAAUUACCCUCCCACACCAACUUCUUCAGCGUCACCUCCACUGUCGCCACACAUAAAAUCCAAGCGGUCCUCCAUUCACCUCUUGUCGAAACCUGCACCCUGGUGUGCAAACGUUAUUAAUGAGGAUCGUGAGGAUCGUACUUUAUACUCCCACUUUCAACCGAAUCACCUUAUGGAAACUGAUUGUUCUUAA